Messenger RNA from Drosophila hydei, 3524 nucleotides. It is a transcript of the gene Lap1, whose product is annotated as protein lap1. Gene Ontology annotation, molecular function: protein binding. The record is from RefSeq and is a predicted model, not a curated record. Bases 429 to 3083 code for a protein of 884 amino acids. The transcript has 6 exons. NCBI's taxonomy places the organism in Eukaryota, Metazoa, Arthropoda, Insecta, Diptera, Drosophilidae.
AGCGAAAAACAUUAAAGAAAAUCGAAAUCAAGUGCGUAAAUAAACAGAAAAUACAGGCAGGACGCGUAAAUAGCGUAACUUAGCAACCGUUAAGGCUUGCAAGGUGCCGGCUGCCUAAGCAAUCGGCUCCGAGCACAAGUAGCCUGCUUAUUGUUUGUGCUUGUGCGUAUGUAUAUAUAUAUAUACAUAUAUAUGUAUGCGUGUGUGUUGUAUAUGUGCGCUAGUAUUGAAACAAUAACAAGCCCAGCAAAAUGCCAAUGAAUUAUAACGGAGCAGCGUUCAAUGCGGCCGCUGCCUUUGUGCUGCUGCAGCAGCAGAAGCAGCGAUGAUUCAUAGCCCGCAAUAAUUGUUACAACAACAAUAACAACGGCCGUGCCUUAAUAUCGAACGUAGAGCAAUAAAACAUAAAAAACACACGAAACGGUAAAAUGCCGCUGCUGUCCAAAUGCUUCCCUUGUUUCAAAUUCAAACGUGAAGAGGUCAUCGACAAGCUGGACUAUAGCAACACACCACUCCAGGAUGCCUUUCCCGAGGUGUGGCAACACGAACGUACCCUCGAGGAACUGCACCUGAGCAAUGCGCGGCUGCAAACAUUACCACCACAGCUGUUUUACUGCCAAGGACUACGAGUCCUUCAAGUGAACAGCAACAAUUUGGAGAGCAUACCGCAGGCAAUUGGUUCACUGCGUCAAUUGCAGCAUUUGGAUCUGAAUCGCAAUCUUAUUGUAAAUGUGCCGGAAGAGAUAAAGGCGUGCAAACACCUGACCCACUUGGAUCUCAGCUGCAACAGCCUCCAGCGUCUGCCGGAUGCGAUAACAUCGCUGAUAUCGCUGCAAGAGCUGCUGUUAAAUGAAACAUACCUGGAGUUCUUGCCCGCCAAUUUCGGACGUCUCGUCAACUUGCGAAUUUUGGAAGUGCGGCUCAACAAUCUCAUCACUUUGCCCAAGUCAAUGGUCCGUUUGGUUAGUCUGCAGCGACUUGAUAUUGGCGGCAAUGAGUUCACCGAACUGCCAGAGGUCGUUGGAGAACUAAAGUCACUGCGCGAGCUAUGGAUUGAUUUUAAUCAAAUUCGUCGUGUUGCUCCCAAUAUUGGCAAAUUGCGAGAUCUACAGCACUUUGAAGCUAAUGGUAAUUUGUUGGAUACACUUCCAAACGAACUGAGCAACUGGCGUAAUGUUGAAGUACUGUCUGUGUGCUCCAAUAAUCUGGAAGCUUUUCCCUUUAGCGUGGGUAUGCUUAAGUCGCUAGUCACCUUUAAAUGUGAGUCGAACGGCCUCAGUGAACUGCCCGAUAGCAUAAGCUAUCUGGAGCAACUGGAGGAACUGGUGCUAAGCCACAAUAAACUGAUGCGUCUACCCAGCACUAUUGGUUCGCUGACCAAGCUGCGGUUCCUCUUCGCCGAUGACAAUCAGCUGCGCCAGCUGCCUGACGAGCUCUGCAGUUGCAAUCAACUGAGUGUUUUAAGCGUGGCCAACAAUCAGUUAUCUGCGUUGCCCCAAAAUAUCGGCCAUUUGGCUAAGUUAAAGGUGCUAAAUGUAGUUAAUAACUACAUCAAUGCGCUGCCUGUUUCUAUGCUCAGUCUUGUUAAUCUCACGUCUUUGUGGCUUAGCGACAAUCAGUCACAGCCGUUGGUGCCACUUCAGUAUUUGGAUGCGAGCAGCAAAACGCAGCUCACGUGUUUUAUGUUGCCACAGGUGACCUUUAAAAUGCAGGCUCAACAGCAGCAGCAAGUCCAGGAUCAGUAUGAAUUUGUCUACGCGAAUCAUCAGCAACAUCCACAGCAGCCGUCGAGCCCAUCACGACGUAUCUGUUUCGCCGAAGAGGCGACAAUCUUAAGUGCGGGCAGCACCAAUAGCAAUACCAAUGCGAACACCAGCAGUGCACCACAACCCGCGCCCAGCUACCCCGCCAGCUAUGUAACGGCUCCGCCCACUCCGGAACAGUUGCCUGCUGGCAGCUCGGUGCGUCUGAUGCGUUCACCCACGCCAUACCCCAAGGAGCUUCGUCAAAUGGCCAAAUAUAUGAGACAGGCGCAGGCGGCGAACGCGGCGGCGGCGUCAGCAUCUAGUGAGGUGCGCGAAGCGCGUGUCGUGGUGCCCAAUGGCCAAGUGGCCAUGCCACACUGUGAUAGCAAUCAGGACGCUGUGGACCACACAGCAAGUGCAAUAUAUGGUGUUGCGCCCGAGGCGGCCCACAUUUAUGGUGUCUACCAACCAGCGCAGCAACAGACUCCACAAGAAUAUUAUGGUAUGCCGCUGGUUAACUACGAUGCGCACUACCAACAGCUCUAUGUAGAUGCAAACACUUUGCCGCUGCCAACGACGCAUUUGUCGAAUGGCACAGAGGAGAACUAUGAGCUGCAGCCGCUGCAACAACCACCGGCGGCGCCUCCACCACGCAUGGAACCGCCGCCUUAUCAUAUAGCGCGGGUGUAUACAAAGAAGACGCCUGAAGAUCUCACGCUCUACGAGUCAAUGCGACAGCGCAAACAUCAACAACAGCAGCAACAGCAACAACAGCAACAGCAGCAACAACAACAACAAAUGUCGCCAACACAACCGCUCUACGAGCAGAGCAACCAGAGCUACCAAGAUGCACUGAAUAGCAACUUCAAGACGACGGCAAUUGGUGCGCAAUCUGAAGAGCUGGACUACCAAAACAAUAUUAACAUUGAGCAGCUGGAACUGCAGACGCAGGAAGAACAGCAGGACGUUGAUGAACAGCAGCUGCAAGAAAUGGAUGAUACGUUAUCGCAGCACUCAAUAAACUCCACGGCCACCAACAACACGUCCAGAGGUAAAAAGUCAACCUGGAUAUUUGGUGUACACAAGAAUCCGACUGUUAAGCAAGUGACUCUUAAAUGGGAGCACAGCAUUGGCUUCGACGUUGCCGAACUGAUUAAUCAGGUGGGUAUCUUUGUUAGCGCUAUAACGCCAAAUUCAAGCGCUGCGCGGCUGCUGAGCAUAAACGAUAAACUGCUGGAGAUCGACGGCUAUGACCUGACCAAUGCCAAUCUGAGCGAUGCCAAACGUGUCCUGCAUAAUUGCGGCACAGUUAUUAACAUAAUGCUGUCACGCAAGUGACCGCCCCUUCCAUGCCCCACUCCCCCCACGCCUCUAUAUACCGAGACCGAAGACUUUUGCGCAUUUUUCUAAAGCAAUAUGAAAUACGCUAAAAUAAUUUAGCGAACCAUAAUUAUUAACAAAUGCAUUUCCAAGCCAUAAACGUCCUUUGCACUGGCGCCUUAAACUUAUAAUAAUUAGUGUCGCAGACGAAAUAACAUAACCAGCUUCCACUUGAUGCAUUUCAUUUAGUUAGAUACAAUUUCAAAUGCCAUUUAAGAUACGCAGUAAAACGCGAUGUAUGUGUCUCUCUCACUUAUGAGUUCUUAAAAAAUUGUAUUUGUAUUGUAUUUUCUUUCACUUAUGAUCAUGUGCGAAAAAGUGGUAUAUUUUAAGUAUUCGAACUGUAAGUUAAUUGUAUUUCACUUUCUCGCCUCCGAAACUGUUUUCAAACAUGUUACU